CCAACGCCGCCGGGCCUUUGGGCGGAGCGAGCUUGUGCCGCCGCCCGGCCUUGUCACUUGGGCAGUAGUCGCCCUCCUUUGCCGCCGGGAGAAGCGCGUUGAGGAGCUGCGGGCGCGAGCCUACGGGAGGGACCCGCGACCCAAGUGUCAGCUAGCGUGAAUGGAUAUUGAGGCUGCCUGUGCAACCCUAGAGGGAUGGUUGGCUAUGACCCAGAUUCCGAGUGUGCGUCUCUUUCAACCGUGGACAUAGCAACAGCAGGAUCUGCAUCUGGGUUUGUCACUCGGGCAAUGAUCAGCCCCUUUGACGUCCUAAAGAUCCGUUUUCAGCUUCAGAUAGAGACACUUUCUGCCAGAAACCCCCAGGCUAAGUAUCAUGGCAUCUGGCAGGCUACUUGCAAGAUGUUCCAGGAAGAAGGGCUACCAGCUUUCUGGAAAGGCCAUGUCCCUGCUCAGCUCCUCUCAGUUACCUAUGGAGCUGUCCAGUUUGUAAGCUUUGAGCUUCUGACGAAGUUGGUGCACCAGGGCACAUCUUAUGAUGCCAGAGGCUUCACCGUGCACUUUCUCUGCGGUGGACUGUCUGCUUGUGCUGCCACCGUGGCAGUUCAGCCCCUGGACACACUGCGUACCCGCUUGGCUGCCCAAGGUGAGCCAAAGAUUUACAGGAACCUCCGCCAUGCUGUAGCAUGUGUGUACCAGCAAGAAGGGCUGUUGAGUUUUUAUAAGGGGCUCAACCCUACCCUCAUUGCCAUUGUCCCCUAUGCUGGCUUCCAGUUUUCCUUCUAUAGUCUCCUGAAGAAACUGUAUGACUGGAUCGUUCCAAGUGAAGAAAUGAAAACAGGUAAUAUUAAAAACUUCGUCUGUGGCAGCUGUGCUGGCGCCCUCAGCAAAACCCUCACUUACCCUUUUGACCUGUUCAAGAAAAGACUGCAGGUAUCUGGCUUUGAGCAAGCCCGGGCAGCAUUUGGGCAGGUGCGGACAUACAGUGGCUUAGUGGACUGUGCCCAACAGAUUGCACGGGAUGAAGGAGCCAAAGGAUUCUUCAAGGGCCUCUCCCCAAGCUUGCUGAAGGCUGCCUUUGCAACGGGCUUCACCUUUUUCUGGUAUGAGAUCUUCUGCGGUUUCCUGCGCACCGUGAAGUACCCCAAUGGCCCCAAAAAGCAGGAAGGCUGAUAUGAGAGAGCUCCUGUCUGUGGAAACUGAAACAUUAAUCUGUCAGCCACACUGUCAUAUGUGGGGAGCGGGUGGGGGUGUGGAAUGUGGAUUGUGGGAGGUGUUUGCAGAGUGGCAAUGUUUGUCUCUUUGCCAAAGCCCAGAAAGCACCUUACUACUAUGUUUGGCCCAAAUGAAAGGAGAUUGCCGUCUGCAGCUUCUAUCAAGGACAUCGCGGGCCUGUCUUUUCUCCCUGGAGCACUUCCUGUCAUGCCUCUCAUGAGCACUUCUUGUCUUGCCUUCUAUGGAACAGGCAUUAACACCGGGAGGAAGUUAACAGAUAUUGCUAUUGAGGCCCUCCCAUCUUAGCUAAGUUCAAUGGAGAAUGUUCUUUACCCACUGGCAAACCUCUCUCUGCUUCCCCCCCCCCAUCUUCUCAUGACUCGGGCUGCUCUAACCGCUUUGAAUCAAACCCUGACUUGACCUGCUCACAUCCCCCUUAACUCUCCCGGGACACAGUUGCCAGCCCGGCUUCUCCAACCUUGACAUUUUGUGGUAUUUACCUCAAACCGAAGCCAUGGUAAGCCUUGCUUACAGGCAUUUGCUUCAUGGCGCAGCUGCCUGUUAGACAGCUGGCUGCACUGGUGGUUCAGAAUAGGCAGCAGAACUGCCGGGGUGUGUGUGUGUGUGCUGCUGCUCCAUUAGGACCAAUGAGACUCUGCUCCACAAACUUCAGCUUACCCUCAGUGGCACUGCCUGUCAGCUUCCUCCUCUUUGUAGGGAGGAUAGUGGGGAAUUAACUAGAACUAGCUGGCUCUUCCUCUCAUUGGUUCUGGCUCCACCUGCUGGUCUGUCAGUCCCAAUGGGCACCAGCCCACACUGAAAUGUGCCGCAGCUUAUCAUCAGUCCUUGUUUGUCCUUGCCUCUGUGGGUGGACUUAGAGGGCAUUAUAGUGUUUUAUCAACGAUGGAACAAAUUCUAAGAUAAAUAAAAAGGCAGUGGGGUCCAAACAAAGGGAGGCCUGCAGAAGAAUGGGUAAGCAUCCGCUCCCUUCCUGUCUUCUGUGCCAGUUCUAUUGGUGCUUGUGUGUCCCAUAUAAGCACAUUUUUAUCACCUGCCCAAAAUUGCUAAUGUGGCCAGUAUAAUUUUGCAAUAGGCCCACAAAGAAGGUGCCAACAUUUUCCUUUUUUAUAGUCUUGACUUCUGCACUCCUACCUUAAUGCACACGGACUGAACUGAAAACUGGGGGGAGUUGCCUUCUGAACGUAGCCCAAGUCUUUUAGUUUUGAAUACUAAUGAAGAAAAUGCCUCGUGAUACUGAUACUUAAUCAAUAUUUUGAUAACUGCUCCAAAAUAAGUUUAUCCCCUGGCAGAUCAUCUCAGGCACAGGUUUUCAGCACAAGUGAAAUAGCUACUUAUCUGCAAUAAACUGACUCCAGUAUAAUAUUUAGCAAACAAAGAGCUAAACUAAACUGUACCAUUUGUCCAACUGAAUUUGCCCAGUCUUCUAAAUGAAGAAACCUGCAAGGAAAACCAGUCUGCAAACAUGUCUGUGCAAUGCUAUACAUGCAAACUUGGAAGUAGGUCCCUCUAAGUUUAAUUAGAUUUAAAUGUGUUUAGGAUUGCAGCCUUCAGGUAUGUCCAUUGUAUUGGUGUGCUGAAGAUUGGAUUAUUCUUAUACCGAGUUCUUAAAGGAAAGACUCCACUUGCUCAUCCAUCUGUAGUUUUAUUGGUCUGCUCGCAGUUGUGCUGUACUCUUCAUUAAAUAUAGAGUAGCAUUUUGGCAUAUAGAGUAGUUUUAAAGAUCUGUUCUAACAAACUGGGUGUACUCGUGCCAAUUCAUUUUGCUUGCUGGAGAAGAAGGCAGUUUUCCUAAUUUCAGUGUGGUAAUAAGCUGGAAAAAAAUAGGCACCUUUCUGUAACAAGACACAGUAUCAGAUGGCUAACCUGUACGUCACAACUCUCAUCGCCCCUAGUUAUCAGCUCUGCCGGCUGGUAAAGUGGAACAUGCACUACAGCAGGGGUCCCCAGACUUACCGAGCGGCGGGCCGGUGCCCGCCGCGCCGACCGCGCGGUGGGCCGGACUGCAGGGGAGUGCGCGCGCAGCGGGCCGGAGGGCGGGGGAGUGCGCGCCCGUGCGCAUGCGCACACGCACACGGGCGGAAAAAAAUCGGCGAAAAUCGCUUGUGCGCAUGCGUAUGGGCCUCCCCCGACCCGGAAGUGCACCAGAAAUGACCUCUUCCGGGUCGGGAGAGGCCCGUACGCAUGCGCACAAAGGAUUUUCGGCAAUUUUUUGCCGAUUUUUCAGAUCGCCGCUGCGCCGCGCGCCGUGAGAGCGGGCGGCGGCAGCGGGCGGCGGGGGUCGUCGCGGGCCGGAUUGGAAGGCCGAUUGGGCCGCAUCCGGCCCGGGGGCCGUAGUUUGGGGACCCUGCACUACAGCAUGUCUCAGCAGUUUGGGGAACGGAGAGAGAAAUGUCUCUGCAGCCUUACAAAUCAAGGAGCUGUCUGGGCUGGGAUCCAAUGAAAACCACCCAGCUCUUGCAUCAGACAGAGUUCCCACCCUAUGCUCUCCUCCCACAGUGUGGGCGCCACUGUGUGGGCCACACCCAUUCAGCCACACCACUGACUUGGAGAGGACAGUGGGUGGAGAUGUGCUCAUGUUUCCAUCUGUUGCUGCACAAGACAGAUGUGGGACGUCUCAUAUUAAACAGAUUCGUAUACCAUCUUCAGAGCUAAGGGGUUUUAUUUCAGAGGCCAUGGGAUCAUUUGUGCUGGAUCAGUAAAGCCAUAGCCAUAUCACUCAGGAGCAGAAAAAUCAUUCUGGUCACUUUCUACUUUUUUGCCUGUUAUUAGAAAGGAUUCUUCCUCAUACACAUUUUGGAACAGUCCGUGCUCCGUUUCCUGUGUAUUGCUGGAAGAGAAUUUGACUGUACAAACCCUUGAGUUACAUAUACCAAGUGAAGGUGUGAAGGUGCAUUUGCAGAGGAGCAUCAGAGGCAGACGGUGGGAGAUGCCUAACUGGAAAUCAGGCAGGCAGGAAGAGAUAUGGCCCCAUGAAAAUGAAUUGGUUGUGGGAAACUGAAGCCACCACCAGCACUUACUCACUGGUUGUCACAUGCAGUUGCCCCCGCAACCCCAUAUGUUGCCUUAUCAACAUGAAUGCAGCAAUGUAUAGUUUUGUCCUCAGUGUGGCAUUGGAUGUAAGUGAAGAAGCCAGCCAAAAUUGCAGUUGUUUUUGCCUUUAGAAGGUAGUAUUUCUUGUAAUGUUAAGGGGAACUUGCGCGUUCAGAUCCACAGGCUCCUGAAUAUGGCAACAAUAUGCACAUCCCCACUUUCUGUGCUCAGAUUGUGCCUGUCACUCUGCAUUAGAGGUUUUCACAACUGACCACAGAGCGCUUUUUCUGUAAUAUCCAAAGUUACUCUCAUUUAUAGUUCUGAUGUGGCAAAAGCAACCCAGUGUGUAUCUCUAGGGUUUAUGAAUAGGAUGGUUCUACCUUGACGUAAUCCUGCUGCUCAUCUUCCAAACCUCUUUUGACUAUGUAGGCUAAUUUUAAUCUUGUGCCUUAUCCCACCAUCAUGUCAAUAUGCACUUUACAAAGCUAAGCCUUGAAGUCCAGUGGUUUACUGAGCGUCAUAGAUAGCAUCAGGAGCUCAGCACUCCCUCCCCCUCAAACGGGGGUGGGGGGUGGGGAGGCGUUGAAAGUGGUGACAUGAGCACCUGUACUGUUGAGAACUCCACUGAAGUAUCCAAUGCAUUCAAGGCCCUAUACUGAUUUCUAGUAGAGGAUAUGAUAUUGAGCUGCAAGUCUAGGAUUGAUCUCAAGAUGCUUGCAGAAAGCACUUUCUUUGUGUAUACAGAUGCACAAAAACAAAUGUUUCAGGAUCAAUUAUUGAGGACUUUUAGAGGGGUUUUUUCCAACUCAUGUUGUUGCAUCAAGGCUUAAUUUAUUAUAGCAUUUGUAUUAUUCAUAUAUAAGCAUAUAUUUUUUUCAAUGUGGAGGGCUAAGGAUUUGCAUAAGCCUCAGAUUUUCACCCUGUGUGAAACAUGUGCUGCUCUUGGAAGAAAGAUAAUAAAUAUAUUUGACAUAAAUCUGUCCAGCUACUUUUUGUGUGUGACGCCUAUCAAUCAUGGCCUGGUCUUAAAAAUUCUGGUGGAGAAGCACCUUGCAAGCAUUUUUUCCCUUCUUCUGCACACAAGCAGUGACCUGGGAAGGACUGGGCCACAGGUGUUCUGAAGGUGAAACCAGACGUAUACACAGAAGGGUCUCUUGCAAGUAGCAUAAUCAAUAUGUGCUGUGCUUUGGGAAUCUCUUGCUAAAUACAGGGGGUGGGAUUCAACUAAUUAGCCCCACUAUUGGAAGCCUGUGCAAGGACUUACACUAGUGCUGCAGGGCUCCCCCCGCCCCGAAAUUGGCCCUGGCCUGUGGCUGAGACCCCAGAACAGCAUGAGGGGCGAAGAGGAGGGAGGUUGUCAUUCUGACUGGCAGACUGAAAAGCUUGUGCUGACAGAUUGAUUGCCAAAGCACUGCACCAAAUUCCUCCCAUAAUGUGUAUGAUAUGAAGUUUUUUGGCAGUUCAGAAUUAGGAUGUAGAUUGAACACUGACCAAAAAAACAGCCUGGUCUGCUUCUGGUCUUUAAUAGCAGCUUGAUGCAGAAAUCAGCAGAUGAAACUCUUCACAGCAUUGAGACAAAUGAUCUCACUAAGCUCUGCACAUCAGGCUGCUGUUAAAAGCACACACAGAAGCAGGGAAUGGUUGGAAAGUUGGCACCUCCAAACAGAGAUGAAAACAAUAGCACUAGCUGGCUGUUAAUUACGGUAGCUGGAUUCCAGUGGAAAUGGAACAUAGCCUGUAUAUCAUGUGCCAAUAUUUGAUUCACUUCAAAGUUCACAGCUGAAUUCACAAGAGGGUGCUGUUGUCACACAAGAAGGAGCAGCACUAUGCUCAUUUUGUCUUGCAAAGCUGUGGUAUCUUAAUUAGAUCAGCAUAAGCUGGGUUAGUCCAAGAGGCAUGAAGGACUGUUAAAACAACAGAUGGCUGACCUAAUUGGUGCAGACAAUACUACUGGGUGAUUUAUCCCACGCAUCAAAAAGUAGGCCUAAGUACUGUCCAGGAAGGCAGGAUUAAUGCUGUUUUCAUGUCAAGUGUUUUGCUCCUGGGAAGGGUGUCAAUGGAAUUAAGCUGGGAGUGUUCUAAACAGAAUGCUGUCUAUUAGAGGUAAGGUGACUAAUGCAUUGGAUGGAUGUGGCUAAGGGAUGGAGGACCCUGCCUUCUUUGGCAAUGUACACCCCAAGGAAUCAAAGUAAGUACCUGCUGCUGAAGUUAAGGUUGGGGUAAAAUGCUGCUGUUUCACAAAGGUAAGUGUGAGCAUACCCUCUUUCAACUGUUUUAUCCAUUUUGAGCAGGGAUGGGGAAUAUUCCCAAUGUUAUUGGGUUCUAACUCCUAUAAUCCCAGCCAGCAUGACCGAUAAUUGGGGAGUUGUUAGUCUAACAGCAUGGGAGGAUCGAGCACCACAGAUUCUCCACCCCCGAUUCUAAGCAUAAGAAGCUUCCUUGUGUUGGGUCACAGUAUUAGUCUAUGUGGCCUAGGAGUGGCAGGGAUCAUUUCCAUACCCUAGCUGUAACCUGCUGCACAUGCUGUUCCACUGUGCUACUGCUAUAUCCACCCUACCCUUCUCCAGUAUUUCCAUCAUUGUCUCUGGAUAUAGGAAAUUUGAUGUCCAGUUACAAGGGGCCUUAUCUUGUGUAUGCAUUACUGCUUACUCUUGUGUGCUCCCACCAUAGGUGUUCGAAACCGAGUACACAUUACGUUACACACAAUCCGUAGGUAUUCUGUAGUUUCCUGAGAAAUAAUCCUCUUUCAUGCGCUUUCCCUCAAAGCAGCUUCCAUCAUAUUUGAAAAUGGAAGGCAUGGUUAAGCUGAGGUGUGUACCUUUGGGACAGCAGUUGCACAUGCACAGAUGACAGAAUAGGAGUUCGGUGCAGGGAAACAAUCAGACCAGGACCUGGGGGAGAUCAUGGUUCAAAUCUCUACUCAUUCAUAAAGUUCACUGGGUAACUGUGGGUCAGUCACAGCCUCUCAGCCUAACCUAUCUCACAGGGUUGUUGUGGGGAUUAAAUGGAGGGGGGGAGAACCAUGUACACCACCUUAUGCUCCUUGGAGAAAAGGUAGGAUAUGAAUUCAAUAAAUGAAUAAAUAAUGCUCACUGAUAGAUUGUCAUACCUACAUUAGCUCAGCUGUGAUUCCUGCAUCGCAGUGGAGUAGAUCGGAUGACUCUUCAGGUCCCAACUCUAAAAUUCUAUGAUUAACUAUGUGAUCAGCGAAAUAUGCCCAGUAACACCACACUUUUGGAAUUGAUCUGUCAAUAUUGCUUUGCGCCCUGGAUGCAGAGGGAAUAGGACUGCACUCGCUGGUCCUGUACCCCAUGCUAAUGUUCCCAGCAGUCAUCCCUCUUUAGCAGUCGCACAAGCAUCAUUCAUAUGAACGGGCCUUGUGCUUGCACUGCUGUAGAUACACAUCUAUAGUGGGUCUCCUGAGCAAUCCUAUAACCCAGAGGUUUCCAACCUUUUUGAGUCCACGGCUCCCUUGACCAACUACAUUCUUUCUGAGGCACCCCUGUGGGGCUCAAGAGCCCAGUUAUGCCUCCCCUUGCGGGCAGAGCCGGCAGCCCCUCACCCCUUUUCAAACACCCUCCCUCGCAGAGUCUUCCUUCAGCCUCCUCUCCUCUCCCCUCUCCUUGGGAGUCCUCUUGGCAGCCGCCCCUGGUCUCUGAGCUACCCCACCCCAGUGAGAGGUUCCUCCUUAUGCCGCCCCGAGGGGUCUGAGAAGAGGAUGCCCAACAGAGACUGGCUGAAGGUGGUGAACAUGAGGCCACCAUCUUACCUGCCUUGGAAGGCAACAGGCACCAUUGGGCCUGCAUGGCAGAAAGGCUCCCCUUCGGAGCACUUGGCUCCCAGUCAGGGCUUGCACACAGCAAGCACAAGAAAGGCCUGCCUGCCUGGCCUCCCACUUGUCUGUCCAUUCCCAACAGCAAGGGCUGGCAAACUGGGUGGCUGGGCUGCCUCACCCACUUGCUUGCUUGCUCUGAGGCCGCCUCAGUUCCUGGUAACCAGCACCCCCUGGCCAGCCCCAGAGGCACCAUUCGCCUGGGGAGCUUGUAGCCAGGGCUGCUGCAACAAACAGCUGUGCAAGCCUUUGGGAGGCAGAGACACGAGAGGGUAUCAGAGGAGGGAGGGAAGGAAAGAGGGACAGAGGCCAGUGUUGCCCUGUGGCCCUCCUGACCAUCAUUCAACAGCACACUGCUCGAAAACCACUGCUUUAACUUUUCUAGUUAAAUCCUAAUGCUUGACUAUUGGGGGUGUGGCCAUUAGGCCCACUUGCAUUUUGGGGUGUGCCUGCCUAGCAGCUGCAACCUUCCCCAAGUUAUUAGGAUAUUUUCUAUAUCCAGACAAGAUCUGCUUCCUUGCAUUUCUGCUCAUCCAUUCAAGUCCUGGCAGAAAGCCUGUAUAAAGCCUAGACUGGAGCACCUAUAAUUAAGCAGAACCGACCAUAGGCAAACAUC
Molecule: messenger RNA, 8711 nt
Organism: Zootoca vivipara (common lizard)
Lineage: Eukaryota; Metazoa; Chordata; Lepidosauria; Squamata; Lacertidae
Gene: SLC25A19
Product: solute carrier family 25 member 19
Biological process (GO): transmembrane transport
Source: RefSeq, a predicted model, not a curated record